ACGGUCUAUCCACCCCCCUGCUGCUGCUGCCGCUGCUGCUGCUGCUAGGCUUGCGAUUGCCGCUCGCUCCAGCUGAGCUACGAGUAGCAGCCGCACCAGGGCAGGAACUGACUCCAGCCCUCGGACUUAGGACAUCGCAACACCUUCCCUUGCGUGUGUGAUUCAUUCUCACAUCCUUUCUGUUUAUGCCUGGGGUGGGGAGAAAAAUCCCAAACCAGCUGUGUAAAUGAGUAUGGAAGAUUAUGAUUUCCUGUUUAAAAUUGUUUUAAUCGGCAAUGCUGGUGUGGGGAAGACGUGCCUAGUCCGCCGAUUCACUCAGGGUCUUUUCCCCCCUGGACAAGGAGCCACAAUUGGAGUUGAUUUUAUGAUUAAGACAGUGGAGAUAAAUGGUGAAAAAGUGAAGCUUCAGAUCUGGGACACAGCAGGUCAAGAGAGAUUUCGGUCCAUCACCCAGAGUUAUUACCGGAGCGCCAAUGCCUUGAUCCUCACCUAUGACAUAACCUGUGAGGAAUCCUUCCGUUGCCUUCCUGAGUGGCUGCGGGAGAUAGAACAAUAUGCUAGCAACAAGGUCAUCACUGUGCUAGUGGGCAACAAGAUUGAUCUGGCUGAAAGGAGAGAGGUCUCCCAGCAGAGAGCUGAAGAAUUCUCAGAAGCUCAGGACAUGUAUUAUCUGGAGACCUCAGCCAAGGAAUCAGAUAACGUGGAGAAACUCUUCCUUGACUUAGCGUGCCGCCUCAUCAGUGAAGCCAGGCAGAACACGCUGGUGAACAAUGUAUCGUCACCCUUACCUGGAGAAGGCAAAAGCAUCAGCUAUUUGACUUGUUGUAAUUUCAACUAAAGGCUGGGGCAAGGUGAAGCAAGAGGAAUCAGCAGCUGCCCCAAUGGGCCACGAAUUGCUAGGGAGAUCUGGCGAUGACUGUGGCUCCCGCUCUGGGACCUUCUGACUCCUGUGGGCUCCUGAGCUUACAAAGCAUGGCAGGCCCAGGGCCCUGUCCACAGGCCAGCAUUAGCAGAACAUAUAAUGGUUUCACCCUUUUGCGGUCUGGAGUCGGAUCAAGGAGAAAAUUGCACUAGGCACUCCAUGAUCUGCAGAGCAUGUUGCUUUUGUUUUUUUAAAAAAGCAAGUAAAACGCAUUCCUGAACACAGUCCAGGGGGAAGUGUACCGUAGGGACCCUCCUGCACGGCAGUGGGUGCAUGUGGGGGCUGCUCUUUAGGGCUUCUGGGGGCCCCAGGGUUUCUUGUCUACCAGAUAAACCAAAACUGGGAAGGCCAAGUCCUGUCUCUGCGGUGCAUGUUGAUGGCGCCACGGAGAUUCUGAAAAGUGUUAUUUCUCUUUUCCACCGGCACUUUCAAGAACUUUGGGAUGUAAAAAUGAAAUGAAACUACCCGUGACAACAGUAACAAUCCUUGUUUUAAUAAUACAUACAAGCUCCAUGACUCCUUUUGGUGCUAAUGAUUCCGCUCUUUCACAGACCAAACAUUUUACUACAAUGAUGUCCUUAAAUACAUUACAUAGAAAUAAAAGGAAAAAAAGGAGGGAAGUCCAUGAAUCAGCGCUCUUUCUCGAAGUCUCAUUACUACCUUUUCUAGGGUAGAUUUGUUGGAAAAAGAAUACUUUUCCUUUCAUGUUCCCUUCUGAAUCUCUACCAUUUUCUUCUUUCAUUCUCCCAUCUUUCCUGACCUUUAAGUAAAUGACAAAGUUUGAAAAAUGAAAAAAAAAAAGUCAAUACUCUACUAUAAAAGAUUAGCUUGAAGACAUUACAAGUACUAUGAGAAAACAGACCAGAUCUGACCAAAAUACUGUGGAUUAAUGGGCUGCAGGGCAGAGUUCCAGGCAGAGCACAGUCCUCGAGAGCAGGUCACACCUUUUACUUCCUGGUACUCUCCGUCUUGGACAGACCAAGGCUUAGGAUUUUGUAGAUGUUUUUAGUAUGGUACGUGAGAAGAGCAACAGAUGAAAAGUCUCACGGACCAUUUUUGUAUCUGCAGUGAUAACCUUAGAAAAAGUCUGCUUGUGGAAGCAGACUGAGUAGUCAUCUGUCACCUCUUUGUAGUACUGUUACUCUCAGACUCAUGACCAUACAUCCUUUCCUGUUUCUUUUUCUUUUCCUCUCUUUUCUUUCCUGGUCUCCCCCUUUUACCUCCUUUCCUCCGUAUCCCGCUCCAUCCCUCCCUUCCUUUUAUGCAUGUGUUACUGCAAAUCUCCAAUUCGAAUGGAGGUGUAUAUGCCUUUACCUAGCCAAUUUAAAGACAGAACUCAAAAAAGAAGCCAUGCUGCUGAAUAUGUGUUACUGUUUCUUCAGUGCCAUACUUUGAGACCUUCCAAUUUGUUCACUGAUAUAAAUGCAAAUUGGGAAAAUAGUUAAACCUGUUUGCUGUUGAUGCUGUCAGAUGUUUCUGUAGCUUGCUGCUUAGUGUAACCAAUGGAUGGGGAAUGGGAUAAGGACAGGAUAGGUAAUUCCACUGUUGCUGUAGGUGGUGGCAAUCUCGGUCCUGAUCUAUUGAUGUGUGAAAGCUACUGAAUAUUAAAGCAAUGAGUCAUGCAGAGAUGUGAUAUUGGUGAAGCGUUUCUAGUGUUCCUCUAGCAUUUUUCAAAAUGACCCAUCUCUCUCACCUGGGAACUCUAGACUGUUUAAGGGACUGAUACUUACAGUUGGCCUCACUGUGCUUGUCCUGAUCCUUUGGGUAAGAGAAAAUGAUCACAGAAGUUUGAAUUGCUUUUAAUUUAGAAUCCAUCUCUACAGGAAAGAAAAAUUAUUUUAAUAAUAAACACCAACCAAAAUAAUUUAUCAUAGAUGCCUUUCCCACCUCAUUUUCCUCACCAAGCCAGCAACUAAAUGUAUUCAGAAAACAAGCUGAUCAAGGUGGGCAGAACAACUCUUUUUAAAUGGUGAGGAAAUGUCCCUAAGUGUAGGUUUAUUAUCUUUCAUCUAUGGCAAAAACCCAAUGUCCCUAGCACAUCACAGCCCAAUUUUGUCUUGCAGCAGCAAGACAAUAAAGUUGCUUUGUGAAUGUGGAGAAUGAGACUUUGUUAGAUUGGAAAUUUCGUUGUAAAAUAACAAGUUCUAGGGUAACUUUUGAAUUCUGAAGUUCUUAUUUCCCAGGGCUCAGCCUCUUCUGCCUACCCUUGGCCAAACUCAGAAGGGGAUUAGGAAGCUGUGACCUUGACCCCUUUCCUCCCGGUUACUCCUCCCAGCCUUUCUGAAACUUGCAGUCACCUAUCUACAGCACAUCAGCAGGGACACGAGAGAAUGCAGGGCUUUGUUUCUUUUCUUCCUCGUAGUUGUGUGAAUUCCAGAUUAGGCCUUAUGGACACUUGUUCAGUGAUGUAUCUCAAGUUUGAGAACAAACCCUGAUAAUAUUGUAGGUGCUCAAUAAACAUUAGUUGAAUAAACGACUUAGUGCCAAGAGGAGGUUUUCCGGAUAAACAGAACUUUCUCAAAUAGAACUUGAGAAAGGACAUUAGUUCAAUGUGGUCAUCUUAACCCAGGCCAGGACCUAAACCUAUUGGUUUGCCUACUAGUUGUUACUGUCAUGGCAAUAUUUGCUAGGAUGAGCCUUCUCAUUUAAUGGUGGGUGAAAAUGAGGUUGCCUUUUCAAUGUUCAGUUUGGCUUGAUCUGACUCAUAAGACUACCAGAGUCCAUGUCUGCUUCCAUUUUGGUGUGAUUUUUUUUUUUUAAAUACAAUCACUAAAUAUAUGGCAAAAUUUUCUCAAUUUCCAAUUAAAGCAUAUAUUCAUGUCAGAGAGUUGGAUUUGGAGAAUCUGUGAAAUCACAUAGCUUGCUCAUAUUAAGGAUGUUAGGGCUUUGUGUAGACUGUACCCUCACAGGAUUUUGUGCUUUCUCCUUUACCAAUGCAAGGCUUUUAUUUCUUUAUAUGCGUUUGUUAGAGCUAUUCAAUUAUAUUAACAUUUAAUUUUGAUUAUAUGGGGCCAAUUUAUCUUUCUGUGGAUUAUUUAGAAUAGGCUAUUAGGUUUUCUUGGCCUUUUCCCGCCUGUUUUUAGUCGUUUCACGUUAGCACCUCUUCCUAAGUAAAGAGGGAAGAAAAUAACUAAAAACGAAAGUCAGAUGGAUUGAUUUGAUGAUGUGUCAAUUUCUGAGUUAGAGUUUGGUAAGAAAGGUGAAAACCACUGGCCAAAAUAGAUAUUUGGUAAUUUAUUUUAAGCAAUUUAGACUUGUUGGAGAAAAGAGGCAGAAUUUAACCAAGGACUGGAUUCAUCUUUCUUCCGUUCAUGAAUGUUUGCCUUUGGGGGACAUCAGUGACUUCCAGUAUUAGAUAAUGAUUUGCUUCAUAUACCCUUUGAGUUAUACCAUAAUUCUUCCAGAUCCAGCAUCAAGUUUCAGUUAAUGAAUCUUUCUGCAUAGAUACCAGUUGCAAGUGAUUUUGAAUUGGUCCUCUGACUAAAGGGAAAAAAUAUCUUUUUUUUAACAAAUCAAGCUACAUGAAUGAAAUCAUAAUCAGAAAAAAACUUUAAUUUUUUUCCAUCUGUCAAACUAAUGGCUUUAAAGAUAGACAUUUUCUAUUUUGUAAUUCUACAGAACUCUGUGUAUUGCAUGGUCAUAAAUACUUUAGGGACCGCUGCCCUGUUAGCCUGUGGGAGAGCUCUCCUGGGGUUUACCUUUUCUUUUUUCUAGAAUUUUUUUUUUUUAACUGCAACUGGUUACUUACUUUCCUCAACCAUGUCUCUGACAGAUGUGGUUUAGUGCAACUGAAAUACUCUUGAGACUUAACUAGAAAAGCAAAAGCAGUGAAAAAACAUGUGUAUCUCAUCCUUCUGACAAAAUGUACUCCACGUAAGCUGUAUGGUUGAACGUUAGUUUGGGGAUAAGAGAGGGAUGUGUUUUGUUUCCUUUCUUCGUUUUGGAUUUCCUAUCUGUGACAUAAGCCUAUUUGUAUUUGGAGGGAACGCUGCCUUCCCUUCCAUUCUUCACACUGGAGAGAGAACAUACUGAAUUAAGAAAUGAUCAUCCCUUCCAGGAGCUCAUUAAUACAGUAAUGUUAAGGCCAGGAAGAUGCCACUUCAUCUCCUUUCGUAAACCCAUGUUGUUGGAACAUCGCAGUCAUUUUUGGGAGCCAUAGUUUAAAAACAAAUUGAGGCAUAACAAAGAUGGUGAAGGAUUUUUAAAAUUUAAGACAUUUGAAGAAUGUUUGAAGGAUUUAGGGAAAUGUAGCUUGGGAGAGGGAGAGGAUUACAGUCAGUACAUUAGAGCAAGACUGUGGCUCAAAGGGGUGGAAUGAGGCCCACUGAAGAGAGGCCACAAGGCCACAGAUUUGAACUUCAUGUCAGGGAGAACUUUCUCAAAAAGUUGGUUCACCAUGGAAGGGGCUGCCUCAGGUACCGGUCUGUCAAGCAGAGGUUACGUAAGAACUCAGCAAAGAUGAUGUGGAGAAGAUCCCAGCAUUUGCUGGGUAACAUCUUCAAUUAAAUAUCUGUUGACGCACAGCUAAUGAUUUUUUUUUUAAGGCUUUGAUCUUCUGUCCGAAGUGCAUCCCAUCCUCCAGGAAGGAGGUUGGUAACAUGUUGUUAUGUCAAGAGACUGGCUUGCCAUUAUGCCCUAUUCUGGGAUUGCUUUGUGGGAUUCACUGAUGUCCCGUUGAAAUCACAAACUGGGUCUUGAGUUAAAAUUUUUAAGAGGUAUUGUUUUAGUAGAAGUUACAUGAAAUCAUGGAAACUUUGUGUUUGUCACUUGCCAAAAAUUGGCUAUGCUCGGUUUUAGUGAAUAACUGGUAUCUCUUCAGAAUUUCAGGAUAGGCCUUUUUAGCAGAGCAGAAUCUUCAGUGAAAGGUCCCAUAAAUAUACCAACAUGAAGUUUUGCAGCUCCCAUCACAGAUGGGCUGGUGGUCACUGACAUAAAACAGUCCCCAAGAUCUAUUCUGGAAAAAUCUCAAAUGACAUUUGGUCAGUUGAUCUGAUUCUCUUAAAAAAAAAAAAAAAAAAAGAAAGGAAAAAU
Messenger RNA from Camelus dromedarius (Arabian camel), 5953 nucleotides. It is a transcript of the gene RAB30, whose product is annotated as RAB30, member RAS oncogene family. The record is from RefSeq and is a predicted model, not a curated record. The transcript is spliced from 5 exons. Gene Ontology annotation, molecular function: GTP binding; GTPase activity. Lineage: Eukaryota; Metazoa; Chordata; Mammalia; Artiodactyla; Camelidae. Gene Ontology annotation, biological process: Rab protein signal transduction; vesicle-mediated transport. The coding region runs from base 227 to 838 and encodes 203 amino acids. Gene Ontology annotation, cellular component: trans-Golgi network; Golgi cisterna.